AUGUCAGAGAAACAAGAAAUGGACUCCAGGCAGGAGUCUCCAAAUCUCCAAAGGGAACAGAGGGGAAGAUCAGACUCAGAGGAUUCCAGUGAUGAGUCAGUAAAGAGUGAUCAGUCAAAAGGUGAUGUGCCACUUUUUACAGAAGAAACACCUAUCGAAAGUGAAAGAUCAGGUUCACCUGUUCUUAGUUCUGUAUCUAUGAAGAGUGACCGUUCAAAAGGUGAUGGACCAAACUUCAGUGAACAACAACCAUCAUCUAGCAGAAGUGAAAGAUCAGGUUCACCUGUGUCUAGUUCUGUUUCUGUGAAGAGUGACCGUUCAAAAGGUGAUGGACCAAACUUCAGUGAACAGCAACCAUCAUCUAGCAGAAGUGAAAGAUCAGGUUCGCCUGUGUCUAGUUCUGUAUCUGUGAAGAGUGACCGUUCAAAAGGUGAUGGACCAAACUUCAGAGAACAACAACCAUCAUCUAGCAGAAGUGAAAGAUCAGGUUCACCUGUGUCUAGUUCUGUAUCUGUGGAGAGUGACCGUUCAAAAGGUGAUGGACCAAACUUCAGUGAACAACAACCAUCAUCUAGCAGAAGUGAAAGAUCAGGUUCACCUGUGUCUAGUUCAGUAUCUGUGAAGAGUGACCGUUCAAAAGGUGAUGGACCAAACUUUAGUGAACAACAACCAUCAUCUAGCAGAAGUGAAAGAUCAGGUUCACCUGUGUCUAGUUCAGUAUCUGUGAAGAGUGACCGUUCAAAAGGUGAUGGACCAAACUUCAGUGAAAAACAACCAUCAUCUAGCAGAAGAACACGCACAUCACUCACUGCUGAAGUAAAUGUGCACCUCACCUCUCCUGUUUACUCAAAAACUGUUCACCGGGAGCUCCACAGGGUCAGUAUACAUGGCCAGGCUGCUAUGGCCAAACAUUUGGUCAAUUGUGCCAGUGCCAAAUGUUGGUUCCAAUGGUGCCAAAAAUCUUUGGUUGUGGACAAUGUGAAACAUGUAUCGUUCUCUGAGGCCACCUACAUUGUCUUCCCCACAUUCGGGAGAGUUAUGGUGUGGAGAAGCCCCAGAAAAGCAUGCUACUCAAACUGUGGCAUGCCCAGAUUGAAGCAGGGAGGUGGAUCAGUGAUGGUUGGAACUGCAAUAUCAUAG
Danio rerio (zebrafish) is the source of this 1140-nucleotide messenger RNA. NCBI's taxonomy places the organism in Eukaryota, Metazoa, Chordata, Actinopteri, Cypriniformes, Danionidae. The record is from RefSeq and is a predicted model, not a curated record.